AUGUCUAACCUAAACAGUGCACUGUGCAUUGAAAACAUACAGAACGCAGAAGUGGCUCUCCUACACAAGGAUAAUCUGUCCGAUGGUGGAUUAAGCCAACUUUUGGAUUAUAACGCAGAAAUGGAAAGGUACCGCUCUUUUGCAAACUUUUAUAAAGCCAACGGGGCAUUUCCACAGACUGCCAAGAUUGCCCGCAUCACAACGCCCAUUUUUCCCAGUGCUAGAAUUGGCAUGUCCCCUUGGAACUGCGAUAACGCCAUGCUCUGGGGAAGGAAAUCAGCGGCAAUAAACCCUAAUAGGACCAGCAUGCAUAGAAAUGACUCCCAGAGGCCGGGGAAGCCUGGCUCGCUGCCAGAGACGCUGCAAAUGGCAAAUAAUAAUUUCCUCUCUACCUUAUCCCCCGAACACUGCAGACCUUUAGCAGGAGAAUGCAUGAACAAGCUGAAAUGCGGCGCUGCUGAAGCAGAGAUAAUGAAUCUCCAAGAACGCGUUGGAACUUUUUCCGCUAUUCCGGCUUUAGGGGGCAUCUCAUUACCUCCCGGGGUCAUCGUCAUGACAGCCCUUCACUCCCCCGCAGCCUCAGCAGCCGUUACAGACAGUGCGUUUCAAAUUGCCAAUCUGGCAGACUGCCCACAGAAUAAUUCCUCGGCAUCCAGUGGAAACCCAGCGAAGAAGAAAAGGAAAAGGUGUGGGGUCUGUGCGCCCUGCAGGCGUCUAAUCAACUGUGGUGUCUGCAGCAGUUGUCGGAACCGCAAAACGGGCCACCAGAUCUGCAAGUUUAGGAAAUGCGACGAGCUGAAAAAGAAGCCGGGCUCAUCGCUGGAGACUGAACCCAGCCUCUCGCCCGAUGUCAGCUGUGACCACCAUGCCCCUCAAAGGACAAGUGGAUGA
Limanda limanda (common dab) is the source of this 891-nucleotide messenger RNA. RefSeq names its product CXXC finger 4 (gene cxxc4). Gene Ontology annotation, molecular function: zinc ion binding; methyl-CpG binding. Gene Ontology annotation, cellular component: nucleus. The record is from RefSeq and is a predicted model, not a curated record. NCBI's taxonomy places the organism in Eukaryota, Metazoa, Chordata, Actinopteri, Pleuronectiformes, Pleuronectidae. The transcript is spliced from 2 exons. Bases 1 to 891 code for a protein of 296 amino acids.